Dunckerocampus dactyliophorus (ringed pipefish) is the source of this 4534-nucleotide messenger RNA. Its product is annotated as protein Smaug homolog 2. Bases 579 to 2624 code for a protein of 681 amino acids. Gene Ontology annotation, molecular function: mRNA binding; translation repressor activity; protein binding. Gene Ontology annotation, biological process: regulation of mRNA stability; negative regulation of translation; nuclear-transcribed mRNA poly(A) tail shortening. The record is from RefSeq and is a predicted model, not a curated record. The transcript has 13 exons. Lineage: Eukaryota; Metazoa; Chordata; Actinopteri; Syngnathiformes; Syngnathidae. Gene Ontology annotation, cellular component: P-body.
GCAACUCAAAAAUCGAAGUACAUUUCUCAAAGGCGGACACUCCUGUAUUGUAAUAAACAUUUUUACAUGCAUUAUUCCACUCUGUUAGCUCGGGCUGCCGCCGUAAACGGAAUAUAUUUUCAUGGACACUGCGUUUGGGAUCGAAAUCUACGCCUUUCCCAUCUAAGGCAACAUUCUUGCAUCUGUUAGCAAAACUUGCUAGCUAGGAGGCUAGCGUCGAGCUAGCUGUGCUUUAGCAUGUUAGCCUAGCUUGCUAACCUUUGACAACUGACAAAAAGGUAACCAAUGUGAUCCUGAGCAUGCAGGAGUGAAAAGCGUCCGCUGUGGCUCUACAAUUUUUUUGGACCCCAUCACUUUACGAGGCCUCCCCCAUAUAGUCCACGCGGGACCUGUCAGGAUUUUCUGUCAGGUUGUAUGGAAACGUGAACCAUGUGAGGGUCGCCGAGUCGCGUCCAUCCCAGGACUGUUGCAGAAACGACCCCGCUGUGCGGGGGGAUAGACUGACCCUGCCCCUUCUCGUGGCCCCUUCUCCCCCAUCCGCACAUUCCUGCUCUCCUUUCCCUAAAAGGAGGCACGCCAUGAUGUUCCGAGACCAGGUGGGUAUCCUUACAGACUGGUUCAAGGGCUGGAAUGAGUGCGAACAGACGGUGGCACUGUUGUCCCUCCUGAAGAGGGUGUCCCGCACCCAGGCUCGCUUUUUACACAUAUGCCUUGAACACUGGUUGGCAGACUGCACAGAGAUCCACAUCCUGGAAGCGGAGGCCAACAAUGCAGCCAUUGUCAACCAGUGGCAUCAGGAGCCGAAGGAAAAAGUGGUAUCCUUGCUCCUCUCCCAUCUGCCUUUGCUGCAGCCACGCAACAGCGAGGCCAAAUGUGAGUACAUGAAGCUGCUGCAGAAGGUGUUGAGUCACACCAUUGAGAGCAGCUUGUUUGUGGAGGAGAGCAGACAGCUACUCUCCUACGCGCUCAUCCACCCCGCCACCACGCUGGAAGACCGCACGUCGCUAGCCAUGUGGCUCAACCACCUAGAGGAACACCUAUCCAGUGGGUACAUGCCCUCUACCCAGGCGCCCCCUAGCCCUUACCACCCACGGCAGGGCUCGGAUGAGUGGCCAAGCUCUGCUGAGGCCCUGGAGCCCGGCCACGCCUGGCUCGACAAGUCCCCCUCAUCCAGCACGUCUCCUGCAGGCCAGAACGGGCACAUGGCUUUUCCGGGCGGCUUGUCCUCUCCUGUCAACAGCAGUAACACAGACCUCUCCACGUUCCCAAGUCUCAGUGGGCAGAUGCAGCCUAGCCCUCUAAAGAAGCCCAUGGCCCUCAUUGCUUCCAGUCCCCAGGCUUGUGGCUCUGAGUGGGGCAGCCAGGAUGACACAGGGAGCCGGCAGAACCUCCUCACGUCAGAUCAUGCACCCCUCUCGCCACAGAGCAGCGUGGCCUCCUCUGGUAGCGAGCAGACGGAAGAGCAGGGCUCUGCACGCAACACCUUCCAGGAGGAUGGCAGUGGCAUGAAAGAUGUUCCCGCAUGGUUGAAAAGUCUCCGUCUUCACAAAUAUGCAUCACUUUUCUCCCAAAUGACCUAUGAGGAGAUGAUGAUACUUACAGAGCAGCACCUGGAAUCACAGAACGUCACUAAGGGAGCGCGUCAUAAAAUUGCCCUGAGCAUCCAAAAACUGCGUGAGAGGCAGAGUGUGCUCAAGUCUUUAGAAAAGGACAUUUUGGAAGGAGGAAACCUGCGUAAUGCCCUGCAGGAGUUGCAACAGAUCAUCAUUACACCCAUCAAGGCCUACAGCGCACAGUGUGCCGCACAGACCCCCCAGGACCCGCCCAGUUCUCCUUCAGAAGCCACAAAGUCGGCGGCAGAUAAAGAAGUGGCUCCAGAGGGCUUCCAUUCCCACAACACACCUCCCUGUGAUGGAGACUCUUCGGCAACGCCCAUUUCAGAUGGCGACAUUGCUGGGCAGUUCACCCGAGUCAUGGGCAAAGUGUGCACGCAGCUGCUUGUGUCCCGGCCAGAUGAGGAGAAUAUCACCUGUUACCUUCAGCUCAUUGAGAAGUGUCUAACACAUGAGGCUUUCACAGAAACACACAAGAAGCGUCUGGUAUCUUGGAAGCAGCAGGUCCACAAACUGCUACGCCUUGUCCCUCGGAAAGCAAUGUUGGACAUGCCCGUGUACCGACAGAAAGGCUGGGCCUACGGAUCCAACUCCCUCCCCACAGCAGGCUCUGUGAGUGGAGGUGUGGGCAGACGGGGCCAGAGGCAGUUCCAGAUAACGCCUCGAGGACUUCAGGCCGGGCGUAUAGGUCUGCUGAGUCCCGGUGGGAUUGGGGGCGCUUCUCCUCGCCACACACUCACUAACCCCACGCUGGCAGGCCAGGGUCGACAAAGUCUGUGGUUUGCCAACCCCGGGGGCAGUAACAGCAUGCCAAGUCAAAGUCGCAGCUCUGUGCAGCGGACCCACUCACUUCCUGUACACACCUCCCCGCAAACCAUGCUCAUGUUCCAGCAGCAAGAUUGCCAAAUUCCAGGAGCUGACCUGGAGAUCAACCCUACGCUGGAGUCGCUGUGCCUCAGUAUGACAGAGCACGCCUUAGGGGAUGGAACCGACCGGACAUCGACAAUAUGAAAAGAAGAAUGGAGGGAAGAAAAAUAAAAGAUACUUGAGGCCUGCUCAGUUCCUCAUCACCCAGCACAAAGAUUUACGUACGCUCAAGAAAACCAGGCAAAGCAGUCACUACAUAAUGACAAAAAAAACUGUGUAUAUGUUCAAAUAUUUUUGUACUUUAUUAUAUACAACUAAGUUUAUUAAAGAAAAAGCAGAAUACAGAUAAUUAUUAUAUUGCAGGGCAGUGAGGAAGGUGAACAACCGUGUCACUUGCAGGACUGUGACAUGGCACAACUUGAGAGAAAAGGAUCGGUGCUGUCUUAAAGCGGCCCUCUAUGAGUUCUUCUUCAUUUCCUUAUUCCCGAAACAAACAGCAACAAACAUGGCCUCUCCCCAUCAUGCAAAAUUCCAGCCCGAUGUCAGGCACUUUUAUACAACCAUGUUGGCACUAGACUGUAAUUGGCUGAAGAAUACACUUCCUGAACUAGUACUAACAAGGUUUACUUUUUGAUGCUUUGUGGCAUCCAAACUAAAAGUGCACAAGGAAGAGCACGUAACUUAGCAGCAGGUGUUAACCUGUGUUUUGGACAUUGAGAAGAAGUCACUCCCCUUCUCAACUUCUACAAAGCCAAAGAGAAGGUUUAUUUGGGAGGAGUAUACAUGAAUGCAACAAGAAUGAUUUAACUUAAAAAAAAAAAAAAAAAAAAAAGCAGUUUGAGAAAUGUACGUUGGCUGCAGUUUGUCUUGUUAUUUUAACUCCCUACUGCGCAUAUGAUGACGAAUCUCGCCUUGUGCCGAGGAGGGUGGUACUACUAUUGCACAAGAGCUGAUUUGACUCGAAGCUUGAUCAAAUCUAGAGUGUUCAUACUUACAGAACAGCUCUUUUUCCGCGCCCUCAUCAUCAGUGCGGCCAACGUGACGAUUUGAUGAAUCAUGCGUUUCAAGGUGCUCGAAGAUGUCCAUAUUUUCUGUUUGUGUCUGUGUUUCAGUAAACCCUCGACAUUAUCAAGUGGUAUCAGUGUUUAAAAAAAUAUAACAAAAAAGCGGUCUUCUAACAACCUCUGUCUUGGAAUGUGGCAGAGUGGAGGUGCAUGCACGUUGAAUAUGGUCUUUAUGGGUCACUUUGUUUUGUUUUUGGUUGCAUCAUGAGGCAAGGAUAACCAUUGACAUUUUAUUUCAGCAGAAGGUCAUAUACAGAUACCUGUAUUUUUUACUCGCCCUUGAUAUUGAUAACUUAUGCUUAUUUUCUAUAAUCGCAUGUUUUUGCCACACUAAUACAGCACUGUUGUAGAAAAGAGGACAUGGUGAGCGGAAAUCUUGCAACUAAAGUUGUGUUUAUAAUGCCUGUUUACAUCUCUAAGAUUAACGCCCACUUCACAUGUGCUGUCAUGAUUUGGAGAAAAAAAAAUGCUUUACCCCUUUUUUCUAUGGACUCCGAUGUUGAAAUUGUUGACCGUCAUGUCCCAAUAAGGUAUUCAUGUGGUGCCUGAAACCGCACAACAUGUUAAUUCCCUGAUCUUGAGUCAUGGUUUUCUUCAGAGCAGGCUCUUAGGAUAGAUCUGACUUACUAAAAAAAAAAAAAAAAAAAAAAAAAAAAAUGCAUCACACUCGUGCCCAGCAAGGACCUCAACAGAGCUGACUCAUUGUUAUCAGCUUUGGCUUGUGUUACAUAUGGCUCAGAUGGUCCUUUUCAUAGCCUAGUCCAUGCAAGCGCUGCACACAGACAGAGAGAGGCACUGUAUAGCGCAGAAUAAAGAUGCAGCAGGGUGUGACAACGCAUUUCUGAGCCACAGUUGAUGACUAAUCAAAACACUACACAACAAACUGGCCAAGGAAUAUGUUUACUCCAUGUUUACAUUCCAGUGAUGCAUAAAAAUGUGUGAGAAAGUAUACUUUUCGGCACAGGAAAUAAACAUCCGCUCAGAUGAACA